Puccinia graminis f. sp. tritici CRL 75-36-700-3 is the source of this 297-nucleotide messenger RNA. RefSeq lists its product as uncharacterized. The transcript is spliced from 3 exons. The record is from RefSeq and is a predicted model, not a curated record. Lineage: Eukaryota; Fungi; Basidiomycota; Pucciniomycetes; Pucciniales; Pucciniaceae. Bases 1 to 297 code for a protein of 98 amino acids.
AUGUCUGUUGGUGUGGGGGUGACCAACCAGAAAAACGCGAGCAAAGCGCAGGCUGGGGGUCGAAUCCUACCGGUGUCUGAAAACGAAGCCUACGCCGAUGGCAACGACCACAAACUGGGGUGGAGUGGCGUCCGGGUUGGAGACUCUCCGAAUCGAUGGGCGGCCACAUCAUCAACCCACUUGACGACCGAGCUGUCCGCUGGCAACACAAUCCUGGUCGAACUUGCAGGUGUUCUUUCAAGCAGGCCGGUGUUUCAUCGAUACGCGGAUGACAAUCGUAUCCCUCGACCUCAUUAG